AUGGCGCAGUCCCAGUCCCAGUUCCGUCCCGCUUUUUCCCCGGACAGCGAAUUCGCUGAACUGGAAACUCCGCGCGGUCCCAGGUGUGGUGGUGGUCUGUCUAUCACAGCGCUGGCUCGAUUUGAGUUCGAGGCUGGAAAGGGCAACGAUGGAACCAAGAUCUUGAUGAUUGAAUGGGAGGAUGACGACCUGACCAGAUCUGCCGCAGACGGCUCAUGGCAAGUGUCCUGGGAAGGCAAGACCACGGUGCUACCGGCACAGGAACGCCCCGACGAGACCACUCGACGCUUCUACUUCCUCCUCCCGCCAAAUGUGACCAUUCCACCGGUCGUGACUUUGUCGUUUGAUCCUCCACAUGUCGACACCUGCUCUCCCCAGCCUCCCCAGGCUCGGGAAAGCCUACAGCUAAACCCUUUACCUGCGAUUUUCCCUCCGGAGCUGGGGGCCACGGGUCGGGCGGCGGGCAAGAAAGGCGUGCUACAUACAAUUUGGGCCAAGAAGCGGUUACGAGUAUUGCAGAAAGAAAUCGAGCAUGAAAUGGCCAUCAACGCAGAGGGCGUUGCGCUACACAUGGCCGUGCAGGAGAAGGAAUGGAUCGAAGGCAACUUUGGCCUAAGCCCACAUGGCCAAGAAGGCCCCAUCAACGCCCACGACCCGUCAACUUCUGCCUCGGUAUAUCCGACAGGACCGGCCACGCCGGUGUCUCCUGUCAGCGGGCGGAAAUUGGCCGAGAAAUUGAAAGGACUGAAGCUCCGGACUGGCGAGAAGGAAUUGUCGGCGAACAGUGGCUCCGACCCUGCACAUUUACUUUCACCUCAAUCGCCCGAUGUCGCUGUCUCCUCGUUCAGUUCUUUCCGGAGCGUGGCUAAUCGGGCUCCAUACUCGAUGCUGACCCCGGACACCCACGCAGUCCCGACUACCAAACUUCAGUCAAUUCACACUGGCUCUGAAACACUGCGACCCUUUGCGCUUCACCCACCUGAGCCGGUGCAAGAAGCACAGCAAUUCACUGGCUUGGGCGGGUUUGCCGCCAUCAGUACCGUGACGACCCUCGCCCACCCGUCGAGCGCUGACAACGGUGACGACCUCUUUGCCAAGGCCCUCAGUCCACGCUCCCCGGACUUGCCGCGUAGUCCAUUCUCAUUUGCAUGA
Molecule: messenger RNA, 1152 nt
Organism: Penicillium oxalicum
Lineage: Eukaryota; Fungi; Ascomycota; Eurotiomycetes; Eurotiales; Aspergillaceae
Exons: 2
Coding region: 1-1152 (383 amino acids)
Source: RefSeq, a predicted model, not a curated record